UGUCUAGCUUGCUUGCCGUUGAUGUCGCGCCAGUUCUCCCGGUUCUCUCCCCGUUGAGGACACACAGGACGUUCUCUCGAAGGACGAAUUGUGCUGUAAAUCGCUGUUUCGAGGCGCCACAGCUGCCAUGAACGUCGCUCGCACCCUGACGACUGUUGCCCGGCGGGCUCCUCAGCUGAAGACGACGGCGGUAGCCCCCGCAAGGAAGGUCAGGACACUGGCCCAAAUCAAGGAGCUGCAGAAGCAGUUUUGUGCUGACGAUGGUGUGCCAGUCUACCUGAAGAGGGGCACAUUCGAUCUGUUCCUGUAUCGGUUAACUUUGGCGACGUCUGUUGCCGCCCUUGGGAUGUGUUUCUACAACACAUAUCGCCUGAUUUACAGGAAUGCAAAGUGAAGCCAGGGGUGUUUCUUGGCAUUGAUUGAGUGGUAAAAUUUAGGCCAAAUAAAGGUAUAUCCAUCCAAUCAGAAGAUGGCCGUCUCUUCACCAAAA
Dermacentor silvarum is the source of this 490-nucleotide messenger RNA. Its product is annotated as cytochrome c oxidase subunit 7A-related protein, mitochondrial-like. The record is from RefSeq and is a predicted model, not a curated record. Gene Ontology annotation, biological process: mitochondrial respirasome assembly; regulation of oxidative phosphorylation; mitochondrial electron transport, cytochrome c to oxygen. The transcript is spliced from 3 exons. NCBI's taxonomy places the organism in Eukaryota, Metazoa, Arthropoda, Arachnida, Ixodida, Ixodidae. The coding region runs from base 128 to 394 and encodes 88 amino acids.